UUGAGCAUCGCCCUGAUCACCGGCUCGGCGGGUCUCGUUGGCAGCGAGGCGGCCCGCUUCAUGCACGAGCGCGGCUUUGACAUCGUCGGCGUGGAUAACGACAUGCGGCAGUACUUUUUCGGCGCGGACGGCUCGACCGCUUGGAACCGCGCCCAGCUCGAAAAGGAAUUGCCCAACUACCGACAUUGCGAUCUCGACAUCCGCGACGCGGAAGGCGUGAACGCGCUGUUUGCCGAAUGCGGCAAGGCCAUCGCGCUGGUAAUCCACGCGGCGGCGCAACCCUCGCACGACUGGGCAGCCCGCGAGCCGCUUACGGACUUUGCGAUCAAUGCCAAUGGCACCCUCCACCUGUUGGAGGCCACGCGCCGCUGCUGUCCGGACGCGGUUUUCAUCUUCGCCAGCACCAACAAGGUGUACGGCGACGCGCCCAACGAACUGCCCUUGGUGGAAUGCGCGACCCGCUAUGAACUCGACGCAGCGCACCCCUACCGCGAGUUCGGCAUUGACGAGAGCCUGCGCAUCGACCAGUGCCAGCAUAGCCUCUUCGGCGCAUCCAAGCUCGCCGGCGACAUCCUGACCCAAGAAUACGGCCGCUACUUCGGUCUCAAGACCGCCGUCUUUCGCGGCGGCUGUCUAACCGGCCCGGCCCAUUCGGCCGCCGAACUGCACGGCUUUUUGGGCUACCCUAGCAAACAGGUUCGCGACAACAUCCACAGCCGCGACCUCGUCUCAGCCUUCUGGCACUUCUGCCAAAAUCCCCGCGCCGGCGAAGUGUACAAUAUGGGCGGUGGGCACCGCGCCAACGUCUCCGUGCUAGAGGCCAUUGAAACCGCGCAGCACCUCGCGGGCCGAUCGCUCGACUACGCGCUCGCGGACGAGGCUCGCAGGGGCGAUCACAUCUGGUGGAUCAGCGACGUGCGCAAGUUCCAAGCGCACUAUCCCCAAUGGGAAUGCGAAUACGACAUCGAGCGGACGAUGCGGGAAUUGGUGGAGGCCGCGGCGGAGCGCACCAGCGCUUAA
Geodia barretti is the source of this 1020-nucleotide messenger RNA. Lineage: Eukaryota; Metazoa; Porifera; Demospongiae; Tetractinellida; Geodiidae. The record is from the annotation of a GenBank genome assembly.